This is a messenger RNA of Drosophila novamexicana, 1713 nucleotides long. RefSeq names its product synaptic vesicle glycoprotein 2A-like. Gene Ontology annotation, cellular component: membrane. Gene Ontology annotation, biological process: transmembrane transport. The coding region runs from base 56 to 1546 and encodes 496 amino acids. The transcript has 6 exons. The record is from RefSeq and is a predicted model, not a curated record. Gene Ontology annotation, molecular function: transmembrane transporter activity. Lineage: Eukaryota; Metazoa; Arthropoda; Insecta; Diptera; Drosophilidae.
UAAAUUAAAAAAAAAACAAAUACCAAACUUAAAUAUUAUUAAAAUUUAACACAAAAUGAAUGAUCAACUUAACGAAUUCGAUGCCGUGAUGGAGCAGAUUGGUUUUGGGAAGGUUCAUUGUUACGUGAUGCUCACGUUGGGCCUGCUGCAAAUGUUAACCAUACACGAGACCAUGGGCAUGGGCAUCAUUGCGACGUCUGCCGUUUGCGAUUUACGCAUGAAUAUUGUGCAGGUGUCGGCACUAACGGCGGCAGCAUUUUUGGGCAUUAUCUGCUCGUCCUAUUUCUGGGGCUAUAUCACGGACAAGAUGGGUCGUCGCUGGAUUCUAUUGCACACCAUUUCGAUUAGUAAUAUCUGUUCGAUAAUAUCCAUGUUUAUGGUCAGCUUUACGAGCUUCUUUGUGAUGCGCUUUCUGACGGGCAUCUUUGUGGCCGGGCCGAGCUUUGUGGCUGUCACGUAUCUGAGCGAGUUUUGCAAUAAACAAAUUCUGGCCCGUACUGUCACCCACAUGUACAUGUUUACGGGCUUUGCGAUGUUCUAUUGCCCGUCGUGGGCUACCCUAUUUCUGGCUUCCAAUUUUAUGGACUUUGAAAUCGGUUUCAUCGGCAGGCUAACCCUUCGUCCCUGGCGUCUGCUCGGCUGUAUGUUUAUGCUGCCCGGCUUGAUCGCCUUCUUCUUACUCCUACGCAUGCCGGAGAGUCCAAAGUUUUUGUUUAUGGUCGGAGAAACAAAGCGGGGCAUGGCGGUUAUGGAUUGGAUCAGCACCAAGAACACGGGCCAUCCGCUCAGUCCCGAGCAGGUUGAGCUGAUGCGCAAAUUCCAGGAAUCCACGGAGGUCAUCCGACAAAAACGCUCGAAUAACUUUCUGCAGCAAAUGAUGAGCGAUGCCAUGCCCCUGUUUCGUAAGCCCUAUGUCGGCUUCUACGUGGGCAGCUGUUACGUAAUGUUUAGCCUGGGCCUGGUUGCGCACGGCUUCGGCAUUUGGUUCACGGCAAUGCGAAAUCGUUCCAACAUGCGUCCCGAUAAGAAGGCUGACAUGACACUGUGUAAGAUACUUUUUAGCAGCGCGGCCAAGAUCGAGGACAGCGAGCCCGAUCUGAUUGUCGCAUGCAACGAUAGCUUUAUUGGCUUUAAGGACUCUGUCGCAUUGGGCCUUACUUAUAUUAUUCUGUACAAUGUUUGCUGGCUGAUGCUUUUCUUUUUGCCGCGCAAGGCAUUGUUCAUUGCCGCCCUGGUCAUCUCCUCCUCGUGCGGCUUUGCCCUGAUCUUUGUCACCGGCCGUUGGGUGCAGCUGUUUGCCUUCGUCCUAUUCAUCGCCUUGCCGGGCGUCGUCAUCAGCCUGUUGGGCGGCGCACUCCUUCAGUUUGUGCCCACGCAUAUGCGAGCCAAGGCCCUUUGCAUCAGCCUAAUGUGGUGUCGCUGGGGCGCAGUUGUCGGCACAACUAUCGUUGGCAUCUACAUUGAGGAGAGCUGCGAGAUGACCAUUCUGGUGAUUGCCAUCUUCCCGAUGCUUUCGGCUAGCAUCAAGGGCUUCUUACCUCUCUAGAUGGACUAUGGCCGUAGCUUCUAAAUUAUGGUUUUUAUUUAAAUUGCUUGGAUUUGAACUAAAUAAAGGCUGGGCAAGCCCAACGACUCGCUGCCUUUAAGCGACAAUGUCUGAAGUCUUAAGAGCAGCUGCAUUAGCUUUUAGCUAAUGUUGUAGACGAUAAACGA